Molecule: messenger RNA, 2170 nt
Organism: Selaginella moellendorffii
Lineage: Eukaryota; Viridiplantae; Streptophyta; Lycopodiopsida; Selaginellales; Selaginellaceae
Product: alpha-dioxygenase 2
Biological process (GO): response to oxidative stress
Molecular function (GO): oxidoreductase activity, acting on single donors with incorporation of molecular oxygen, incorporation of two atoms of oxygen; peroxidase activity; heme binding
Source: RefSeq, a predicted model, not a curated record
CCAUAGUUGACAAGAGGAAAUCACAAGAGAGCAGAGAGCACAGAGCGGGCGAGAAUGGGAGGCGCAGUGUCGAGCGACGCUCAGAUCAACGAGGCGUACAAGCGCAUGAGCUUCAAGCACCGGAUCAUUUUCAGAAUCGUCCAUUUCGUCGACAAACACACGGCGUGGCACAAGCUCCCGCUUGUGUUCUCGCUGUUUUAUCUCGACAUCCGGAGGACACUCCACCAAAACUACAACUUGAAGUACGUCGGACCUCCAAUCUCAGAAGAAGAGAAAAAAGCCGCGCAGGAUGACUGCAUAGCUCCGCCUUUCCGGAAGAAAAAAUCCAGUGGCGAGCACGUCAAUGUCAAAAGUGGCGACUAUGGAUCAUUCAUUGGGAGAAAUGCCUUUGCUCCAGCAUCCGGAUCCGAGGAACUUUUGGAUCCACAUCCCAGUGUUGUGGCGACCAAAUUUCUGUCGAGAAAGGAAUCCGAAUUCGCGGACACGGGCAAGCAGUUCAACAUGAUCGCGGCGUCCUGGAUCCAGUUUAUGAUCCACGACUGGGUCGACCACCAGGAAGACACAAAAGAGCAAGAGAUUGUAGCUCCGGAAUCAGUCGCAGCGCAGUGUCCCUUGAAGGAAUUUCGGUUCCUCCGCACGAAAGAGGACGAAACGGGCUCGCAAGACAUCCCUUUGGGGCAUAGGAACAUGAGAACAUCGUGGUGGGAUGGGAGUGUUCUAUACGGGAGCCACGACGGUGCGCUGGCGAGGGUGCGCACUGGCAAAGAUGGAAAACUUAAGAUCGGCCAAAAUGGCCUCCUUGAGCGCGACGAUCACGGCGUCGCCAUCUCCGGCGAUGUCAAGAACACCUGGGCCGGGGUUUCGAUUCUCCAGGCGCUUUUCGUCAAGGAGCACAAUGCCGUGUGUGACAUGCUCAAGAGGACGCAUCCGGAAUUCGGGGACGAAGAGCUCUACCUUCAUGCGAGAUUGGUCGUCGCUGCCGUGAUUGCCAAGAUUCACACCAUCGACUGGACUGUGGAGCUGCUCAAGACGAAAGCGCUCGACAUUGGAAUGCAUGCAAACUGGUAUGGUUUACUGGGGAAGAGAAUCAAGAGCUGGAUCGGGCACACUGGAUCCUCGCUGCUGAGUGGAUUUAUUGGAAUGAAGGAGCCAAUAAACCACGGCGUUCCUUACGCCUUGACGGAGGAGUUUACGUGCGUUUAUCGCCUCCAUCCUUUGCUACCAGACGACAUUGUGCUGAGAGACAUCACUGGCAGUGGGGAAGAGAAACAAACCAAGACUCCUCGAGCCACUGGAAAGAGAAUUCCCAUGAUCGAGCUCAUUGGAAGUGAGGGAGAAAACGCUGGUAGCAUUGGAAACGAGAGAAUGAUCGCGUCGCUUGGGCAUCAAGCUUGUGGAGCGCUCGUUCUUUUCAACUAUCCGCAGUGGAUGAGGGACCUUCCCCAGACUGGAACCGACGGCAUAAACCGCCCGAAUCACGUCGACAUGGCCGCCCUCGAGAUUUACCGUGAUCGCGAAAGAAAAGUUGCAAGAUACAAUGCCUUUCGGAGAAACAUGUUGAUGAUUCCAAUCAAGAAGUGGGAGGAUCUCACCGAUGACAAACAAACACUCGCCUUGCUGAGGGAGGUAUACGGCGAGGACGUGGAGAAGCUCGACUUGCUCGUCGGCUUGCUGGCGGAGAAGAAGAUCAAAGGCUUCGCCAUUAGCGAGACGUCGUUUUUCAUCUUUCUCCUCAUGGCCACCAGGAGGCUAGAAGCUGAUCGAUUCUUUACCUCAAACUUUAACGCCAAGAGCUACACCAAGGAGGGACUGGCGUGGGUGAACAACACCGAGAGCCUCAAAGACGUCCUCCAGAGGCACCACGGCAACUUGGUUGAUAAGUGGCUAAACGCACGCAGCGCAUUCAGCGUGUGGAGUGCGUGAAAGUUCCCUCGAUCUUUCUUGGUUGUGCCAGUAACUUCUCUUCUAUCCAGACUCUUUCCUCAAGAUAUACUUAUCUCAUACGUCUCAUACGUCCACGAACUGUAUGUCAAGAGUUUGUGGAUCGAGUUGCCAGACGUUGAGAGCCGCGUACUCUUCCAAGCAUUGCCUGAGUUGAGCUUCCUUGUACCCCUGGAAAUGAAACAAGCAUUAAAGAAUAAAGAGAGCGGAGAACUUUGGCAUCGCAAAA